GUCGAAUGUUUGCUUCCGUGAGACGACGCCGAAGUUCACACCGUGUGCUACUACUUCUCAUGGCAAACUUGACAAACGUUACCACUAGCCGUCGAGCGCUGCUCACACUGAUCCCCGUCUCAUUGGCUGCAGGCUUGACAUAUUGGUUAUCGUGGCGCACAACAAGCAGCAAGGCAAGCUUAUGCACGACCAUGACCACCGAGCCGCACAACGCCAGACAGCAUCCUACAUACUGGUUCAACGAUGGCUCCAUCGUCAUUCGAUCACGCAGCAUGAGCAAUAAGGAGGUUUGCUUCAAGUUGCAUGGGAGUUUACUGCGUCGACAAUCCCGCUUUGUUCAAAGGAUGCUUGAUAGCGAGAUCAGCGCCGACUCUGAAGUAUUGAUUCCACCAGAACUCGGUGUUCAAGUUCAAGAUUUGACAGCGCUGCUGGAGCAUCUAUACCAUGAUACCCCUCUUUCCGCUCAAGCACCCUUCUCGCAUGUUGCGGCGAUCCUGCGUGUCUCUUCCCCAGAUCAGCUUGAUUUGCCUGGUGUGCACAUGUCAGCACGGGCUUACUUUGUGUCGAUGUUUCCACAGGGGCCUCAGCCAUUCGCACAUCCUAGGAACCAUCUAGAAGAGGCACUGGCACUUGCGCACUCGUAUCAGAUUCCCUCGAUCAGAAAGGGCAUAUAUUACAGCCUCGUCACGACUUCUGAAUUCGAACCUGAGGACGAUGACUUGGAUCUGGAAAAUUCCAUCAAAUCAAAUGGCUUGCCAGGGUCAUCCUCAACGCCACACCUCGUUCUACCCCCUACAGAUGUUAAGCGGUGCAGAAGCCUGAUGACCGGCAUCGUGGAGCAUUUCACCCCUGUUUUGUUCACACCGCCUGCAACUCCUCAUAUGGCAUGUACAGAUGUAUUUGCGGACAAAUGGAUGUUGCUUGUAAUAACGCCCGCAAUAACUGACUCUGGCGUCUGCAAACCACUCGAAAUGCUUGAGCAAAUUAAGCAAAUAGACUGGGCCGCCGAGGGCUUGUGCGCCGCGUGUGUCAGAGAAAAGACACAGGAGUGGACACAGGAGCAGGAAGAUGUAUGGGAGAAAAUGAACUCAUGGUUGAAUCCGGAGGGUACAAAGCAGUCCCUUGUUUGAAAUACACAAAGGAAAUAUAGAUCGGGUUUGUUGCGGUAUUGCGGCCUAUCUAUAAUUGUAUGUAAAACGGGCAGGAAGAGCCUUCCCCUUGACAACGUUUGUUACAGUGAAGUUCCGCAGGGCCGCAACGUGGCCUUUUUUUUUACAAGCACACAACAAAAAUUCACUAUACUAUGAAACAACAAGUACUGCUACUUCUUAACAAUUCAAAUUUGGCGCGGAA
Messenger RNA from Suillus fuscotomentosus, 1353 nucleotides. RefSeq lists its product as uncharacterized. NCBI's taxonomy places the organism in Eukaryota, Fungi, Basidiomycota, Agaricomycetes, Boletales, Suillaceae. Gene Ontology annotation, molecular function: protein binding. The coding region runs from base 6 to 1130 and encodes 374 amino acids. The transcript has 4 exons. The record is from RefSeq and is a predicted model, not a curated record.